GUCUCGUGGUGCCCACUUGCCACACUUUCCCAAUAGGACUACCUGUUUUUUCCCCGUGUCUACUCCUGAGAGGAUUUACUUUCUUCUGACAGCAUGACGGAGACCAAGAGGAAAGAUAAGAAAGGGAGAAAAAAGGGGGUUAAGAAAGGACAAAAGGAGAAAGAGGGUGAUCCCACUCAAGCUUCGGCUCCAAAGUUAAAACCGAUGAGGAAUCCAAUAAUAGUGGACGAGGGAAGCAAGCUCACAGUGAAGUGUGAGGCCACAGGGAACCCUCUCCCUACCUACAGAUGGUUCAAAGAUGGCAACGAGCUGAAGAAAAACAAAAAAGUCAGAAUAAAGAACAGCCAGAAAAACUCCAGAGUCCAGAUCAGCAGAGCAAAACUGGAGGAUUCUGGGAAUUACACAUGUGUGGUGGAGAACCCACUGGGAAAGGACAACUCCACUGGCACUGUUAACGUCCAAAGCAUAACCACAACGCUAUCUCCAGGCUCAGGCCAUGCCAGAAGAUGCAACGACACAGAGAAGGCCUACUGUGUGAAUGGCGGCGACUGUUACUUCAUACAUGGUAUAAAUCAGCUCUCCUGCAAGUGUCCAAAUGACUUUACUGGUGAUCGCUGUCAAACCUACGUUAUGGCCAGUUUCUACCAGCAUCUUGGGAUUGAAUUUAUGGAGGCAGAGGAACUCUACCAGAAAAGAGUCCUGACAAUCACGGGUAUUUGUGUGGCUCUGUUGGUGGUGGGCAUCGUGUGUGUGGUUGCCUACUGUAAAACCAAGAAACAAAGAAAGAAGAUGCACAAUCAUCUGAGACAAAACAUGUGUCCAGAACAUCCUAAUCGUAACCUAGCUAACGGACCCAAUCACCCAGGCCCAGGCCCGGAGGAAAUCCCUAUGGUAGAUUACAUAUCAAAGAAUGUCCCUGCAACUGAACGAGUCAUACGGCCUGCAACAGAGGGAUCGUUCCCUGCCAGCCAUGCCUCUUCCAGAUCUCACAACUCUUCCACACGAGCCCAUUCAUCAACUCACAGACAUGAGGAACGGACAUGGAGCCUGGAACAUUCUGACAGCAUCCUCUCUGACUCGCCGGGAAUUAUGUCAUCAUCCGUGGGGACCAGUAAAUGCAGCAGUCCUGCGUGCAUGGAGGCACGGGCCCGGCGCGCUGCACACUGUGGUUACUCUGACCCCCAUCGGCCAGGCCUACAGUACGGAGACUCCUUCGACUCUCUGGGAGACUCUCCGCACAGUGACAGAUAUGUGUCAGCCCUGACGACACCAGCCCGCCUCUCGCCAGUGGAUUUCCAUUACUCAUUGCCCUCGCAGGUGCCUACCUUCCAGAUCACAUCCCCCAAUGCCAGCCAUGCCAUGUCUCUCCCUCCUGCUGUCCACAACCCCUAUCCUCUAGCGGAUGACCAGCCUCUAUUGCGCCGCUACCAGGUGCCCCUACAUGACGCCCAGUGCCAGGAGCCCUACCGGCAGCAGCGUCGUACCUAUCUAAAUGAUAGCAGGGGCAGCUUGCCCUCUAGCCCCUACCGGCUGGCUGAGGAGGAAGACUAUGAGACCACACAGGAGUAUCUCUCCUCUCGGGAGCAACCAAAGAGAAGUGGGUCCAGUGGAACUGGUAGCCGUCGCUGGCGGAGAUCCAGACUGAAUGGCCAUGUGGCCCCACGUGGAUAUGAGGCAUCUCGGGACUAUGGGUCUCGAAGCUGCCUAACAGAUAGUGAGUCAGAGGAGGACGGCGAGAGCACGCCCUUCCUCAGUAUGCAGAACAUGAAUGCCGAGCCCUCCACCAUCUACAGGCCGGUGGACAGUCGGACUUCUCACUCAUCGGGGCGGCACAGUGGGCAUGGGAACAUGCAUACAAGACUUACACACUCACGCUCCAAACCGGACAAUACACCCCAUUAAAGAGUGAAAAUGAACCAACAAAAAUCAAUAUAGUAUAGACCUGCAUCUAUAAGAAAUAUUUUUAUUUUAUAUAACUGACAGAUAUUCUAAACAAAUGAAAUAUUUAUUUUCAUUUUAGCAAAAGUUGUCUACUAGUUAACAGUAAAGACUUUUUAUAGGGAAAACUCUAUUUAUAUGUACAUUUUGAUUUACAGCAUAAAAAGAUGUGCCAGUUUUUUCACAACGUAAAAAAUAGAGUAAUAUUGUGGUGCCUUUUGCUGUAUGCCGAUGCCAGAGGGCCAGUGGAGGUUUUUGUAGCCUUUCUUAUAUGGACGCCUCAUUUUUUAUACACGUUAUGUUUUUUUUCCCCUCACUGGUUUCCUGUUUUACUUUCUUUCCAAGUUGCAUUCUUUGAGGAGUCUAGCCCCACUGGAACAUAACCCCUUCAAUGUCACGCAAUAUAAACCACUUCAACAUAAAGUGUAUGUUUACAUUAAUAUGAUUCGCCUGUAGGGUUUUUGAUUUGGGAUCUAAUAGAACGCCUGAUAAGUACAGUGUAGAUCCUUUUUGCCCUCUGACUAAUGUCUACCAAGAGACAGAGAGUGAGAUGUUGUGUUGUUGUGUGUGUGCGUAAAAGGCGUGUGUGUGUGUGAGAGAGUGAGAGAGAGAGAGAGAACGCAUGUCAGUUUGCUUGCAUGUAUUUGUGAUUGUUAGAUUAAUUUCAUUGUUUGUUGUGGUAACAUCAAAUGUGUGGGUCUACUGGUGUCUUAGCAGAGCUGACAGAAGAGUGUGUCAGAGGUCCACAGAAUAGUGCUUUAUCAGAACAGUGACCCCCAGUCUAGAUGGACAGGUAAGGCUGCUGUAGGGUCGUGUGUUAUGCAGGUCAUUGCUUGAUGUGUUUACAGCUAUUCUGCCCCUUUCCCAGCCUGCCCCAGUUAAGUCCUUUUUAUUCCCCAGCAGGUUUUCCUUAUGUCGGUCUGUUAAGAGGCCAACAAACACUGAGCCGCUUGGCACAGGGUGACCUCCUGGCCCCUGCCAUCAGAGGUGAUGGCAAAACAAAAAGAUUGCAUCUGUUUUCACUCAACUCAGCCCCUAAUCCUAUGCCUCAUCAUCCUUCUGUGUCCAUUCUGUUUUUGUGGCUCAUGUUAAAGGCCACACAGUGUCUCAGGAUUUCCACAUGCCCCCACCCCCUCUCCCCUCCCUCCACCUUAAACCCUGUUCACCUUCCUCAACUUAAUGUCUACCUAAGACUAAGGUUCUCAGAUAAUGAAGGCCUAAAUGUUAACAGUCUACCAGUUCCCUGAACACUCCCAUACAGAAAGAAGGAAAGCCAAGUGGAAGCAGCUUAGUGGAGAACAGUACAGAACAUAAUAGACAAUAUAAAUGGCUGUGAAACUUUGGAGGAUCAUUCAAUGCAAAAAUAUGCAAACUUUCUAUUUUGCUGUUUGAUUACAUCAUUUUCUAAGAGGUGACUGUAGUGUGUUGUGUGUAAAAAAAACUAUGUGAUGCCUGUAGUGUAGAAUGAAAUAACAUGAUAUAAAUGCAUAUUUACAUGAGUUAGUUUUUAAAGCCAUUAUGCAGCCAUCUAUCAAGUCGUCAGCCUUUCUUGUUCACAUACUCCAUUGAAUGACUGUGUCCAUGGAUUAUGUUAUCACUUGGUUUAGACCGCCCCUACUUAUGUGCACACUUCCAAGUAAUGUCAGAGAGCAUCCAAAUAGGUUGUCCUCCAGUAGUACUGUGUACUGCUUUGUCUUGUUGACGGAUGUAGUUAUUUCCAAAUUUAGUGCGCAAUGUUAAUGAUGUUAAAAGCAAACAAAAUCUUUUGAAUCCCCCCUGUACUCCACUGAAGGAAAAGUAUAUAUUAAAAAGGUAAUUCAA
Molecule: messenger RNA, 3759 nt
Organism: Micropterus dolomieu (smallmouth bass)
Lineage: Eukaryota; Metazoa; Chordata; Actinopteri; Centrarchiformes; Centrarchidae
Gene: nrg2a
Product: neuregulin 2a
Exons: 11
Coding region: 94-1902 (602 amino acids)
Biological process (GO): intracellular signal transduction; animal organ development; nervous system development
Molecular function (GO): signaling receptor binding
Source: RefSeq, a predicted model, not a curated record